GUUUUGAUGUGUUUCUCAGAAUGGCAGCAUCUUCAAACAUUUGGCCUUCUGUUAGGGGAAUGCCUUGAUAGCACGAUAAGCCAAUCAAUGUGGGGCAAGCCAGUUAAGGCACGCCUCUAGCAGAGCUUGGCCAGUCAAGAGUGUCGGAUUCACGAGGGGGGGGCUUACCCCCACUAAACAGCCCUGCCAAGCUGUGGCUGAGCGAAGUGAAUGACGUCUCUGCAUUUGCAGCCGCCGACGCAGUGUUUGGUUUCCAUUUUCACAGCCGAGUUUCGGGGUGACCAACAACAUGGAGCCGGAGAUUGAGGACAAAACGUUGGAAUUAAUGGUCAGUCAUACUCCUCUUUAAACCAUUACUAAGCUCAAUGUGCUCUGUGCCUCGCUCUCUCUGGCUGGGCUGCUCCUCGGUGGCAGAGAGUUUGUGUGCACUCAGGUGCCUGCAGAGCAUCCCCUCCACCCGGGCACACAACCAGAACACAUCAGUCAUGGAGUCUCAGAACCACGUAGACGACCUCUCGCCAAAGAAGACCACAGUUCUCACCAAGCUUAGUAACGGUCCUGUGAUGACGGGCUCUCGUAAGCGCCCGUCGGAGGGGGGCAACGACAAGGAGAAGGCGCACUGCAUCGCCCUGUUUGACCAGUGGUCCGAGACUGACCAAGUGGAGUUUGUAGAACACCUUAUCUCCCGAAUGUGCCACUACCAACACGGCCACAUCAACACCUACCUCAAACCCAUGCUCCAACGAGACUUCAUCACAGCACUGCCAGCCCAGGGUCUGGACCACAUAGCAGAGAACAUCCUGUCGUUCCUGGACGCGCAGUCUCUGUGCUCCGCGGAGCUGGUGUGUAAGGAGUGGCAGAGGGUGAUCUCUGAGGGCAUGCUCUGGAAGAAACUCAUAGAACGCAUGGUCCGCACAGACCCCCUCUGGAAAGGCCUGUCCGAGAGGCACCAGUGGGAGAAGUAUCUGUUCAAGAACCGAACGACAGAAGUCCCGCCCAACUCCUACUACCACUCCCUGUACCCCAAGAUCAUCCAGGACAUAGAGACUAUCGAGGCUAACUGGCGGUGUGGCAGACACAACCUGCAGAGGAUCCAGUGUCGGUCAGAGAACAGUAAAGGAGUCUACUGCCUCCAGUACGACGACGAUAAAAUCAUCAGCGGCCUGAGAGACAACUCCAUAAAGAUCUGGGACAAGCAGUCUCUGGAGUGUCUGAAGAUCCUGACAGGUCAUACAGGGUCAGUGUUGUGUCUGCAGUAUGAUGAGAGAGUCAUAGUCACUGGUUCCUCCGACUCCACUGUCAGGGUGUGGGACGUGACGUCGGGUGAGGUAUUGAACACCCUGAUCCAUCACAACGAGGCGGUGCUCCACCUGCGCUUCUGCAACGGUCUGAUGGUGACUUGUUCCAAGGACCGCUCCAUAGCUGUGUGGGACAUGGCCUCGCCCACCGACAUCAGCCUCCGGCGGGUCCUCGUGGGUCACCGCGCCGCCGUCAACGUGGUCGAUUUUGACGACAAAUACAUUGUGUCGGCGUCGGGGGACCGCACCAUCAAGGUGUGGAGCACCAGUACGUGUGAGUUUGUGCGCACGCUAAACGGACACAAGCGAGGCAUCGCCUGCCUGCAGUACAGAGACAGACUGGUGGUCAGUGGCUCCUCAGACAACACCAUACGGUUAUGGGAUAUUGAAUGUGGAGCGUGUUUGCGAGUGUUAGAAGGUCAUGAGGAACUGGUCCGCUGCAUUCGCUUUGACAAUAAGAGGAUUGUCAGUGGGGCCUAUGACGGUAAAAUCAAGGUGUGGGACCUGCAAGCUGCCCUGGACCCACGAGCCCCAGCCAGCACCUUGUGUCUACGCACACUGGUGGAGCACUCGGGGCGCGUGUUCCGGCUGCAGUUUGACGAGUUCCAGAUCAUCAGCAGUUCCCAUGACGACACCAUCCUCAUCUGGGACUUCCUGAACGUGUCGACCAAUGGACAGUCAGAGGGCCGGUCCCCCUCACGCACCUACACCUAUAUCUCCAGAUAGCAGGUGGCGCCAUCCACUGCAGCGAGUCUUGGAGGAGCUGAGAUCUGAUUGGCUGAUGGAGGGUGUGUUGCAGAGAGGAGCUCAACUCGUCUUCUUCCUCAUCCUUCUGUCCAUACACCGAUUCUGACAAGGACUUAAGUCUCCCACCACACCCCUGAAACACACACACACGCACUGAAACUUUUCCUGCAGUUGAACACACACCCACACAUUUCAUAUUCUAUCACUAACUUAUGUUCUCCAGUCUACACUAACCCACCACAGUCAUGUUUUUUUACAUAUCUUACACCACACAUGACCUAAUCACUUACCUUAAGAAGUCCUACCAUAAGCUCUAGUUCUUCAGUUCUCACCCCCAACCCUACCUAGACACACGUGCUCGUAUGGACGGAGAAUGACCGUGGUGCUGCAGUGUGGGAGAGAGAGACUUUUAUCUCGGCUCUGAGUGAGGAAGGAUGAGAGAUGGAGUUAGUUAAUGAGUGAAGAAUGAAGACUCCACUCCAUCUAUCCUGGUUCCUACUCUUCUUCUCCCUGAGAUGAACACUUGUUCGGAAUGCGGAACACACGUGUGUGAACCUGUAAAAUGCGGCAUAGACUAAUAGAAAGACUGGCUGUAUUGCUCUGUCACCAUGGAAAUGGAUGUGCAUGUUGAGGUUGCCGGGAUACGUCGUCCUGGGCGACAUCUAUGCUCUUUCCUUUUACGUCUGUUUUACUUUCUGAAUGUUUUUUAUUCUUUUGUUUUUAUAUUUUAUUUGACAAAUCAUUUUGUUCUUAGUAAAAUUAUACUAAGCAUUGUAGUUCUCUUUCUGUCUCUCUUAUUCUCAUUGUCUUUCUCAUUCACUCUUCUGUCGUUUCCGCUCAUCAUCUUUCUCUGUCCAUCCAUGCUCGCUUUAGUUAUGAGAGAAGCUGGAACUCUGAAUGCAAUUUAGCUGUAAACUGAGUCCUCUUGUCAAAAUUGUUCUAUAUUAAAAAGAUUUUUUUAAAGAAAAUGAUAUUGUGAAUAAAGUACUUGACAGUGAUUGGGUAUUGAGCCAACUAACGUGAA
Salvelinus fontinalis (brook trout) is the source of this 3069-nucleotide messenger RNA. RefSeq names its product F-box and WD repeat domain-containing 11-A-like. Bases 366 to 2024 code for a protein of 552 amino acids. NCBI's taxonomy places the organism in Eukaryota, Metazoa, Chordata, Actinopteri, Salmoniformes, Salmonidae. The transcript has 15 exons. Gene Ontology annotation, molecular function: protein dimerization activity. The record is from RefSeq and is a predicted model, not a curated record.